UAUAAAAUUGUGUGUUUAUUUCACUAACUGGUCCCAGUACAAGGCCGGAGCCAGCCAAAUACUUUCCAAACCAUGUUGAUCCACACCUCUGUACUCAUCUCAUCUAUUGCUUUUUGCCACCAUGAACCACAUAAGAUUGCACCUUAUAAUGGAAUGAUGAGGACAGACUCUACCCGGAGUUCCAAGCACCUUAAGAAAAGCAACCCCAAUCUUGUUACACUGCUAGCUAUUGGAGGCUGGAAUUUUGGCACUCAGAAGUUCACUGAAAUGGUUGCCUCACCUGCCAAUCGGAAAAUCUUCAUUGAUUCAGUAAUAGAAUAUCUGCAUAAGUUUGGUUUUGAUGGAAUUGAUUUGGACUUUGAAUACCCAGGAUCCAGGGGUAGCCCUCCUGAAGACAAACAGCGCUUCACAGUCCUCAUUGAGGAAAUGCUGGCUGCUUUUGAAAACAGUAAAGCUGACGGGAAGAGGCUUCUGGUCACUGCGGCAGUGUCUGCUGGAAAAGGAACCAUUGAUGCAGGAUAUGAAAUAGCUAAGAUAGGACAACUUUUAGAUUUCAUCAGCGUAAUGACUUAUGAUUUCCAUGGAGGCUGGGAUACCUGCACAGGACAUAACAGUCCCUUGUAUGUAGGACCGAAAGAUCAAGGCGAUAUGAAGUAUUUCAACAUUGAUUUUGCCAUGACAUACUGGCAUGAAAAUGGUGUCCCACUUGAGAAGCUCCUAAUGGGAUUCCCCACCUACGGACGUACCUUCAGGCUGACUACUUCUGACACUGGUGUCUGUGCACCUGUCUCUGGAGCUGGAUCAGCAGGACAGUACACUCGCGAGGCUGGCUUCUGGGCUUAUUAUGAGAUUUGUACAUUUUUGAGGACAGCUAAUUUAGAAUGGAUUGAUGAACAGAAAGUUCCAUAUACCUACAAGGACAACGAAUGGGUUGGAUAUGACAACAUUGACAGCUUCCGAUGCAAAGUCAAGUACCUGAAGGAGCACCAGUUUGGAGGUGCCAUGGUUUGGGCCAUUGAUCUGGAUGAUUUUCUGGGCACUUUCUGUAAUGAAGGAAAAUAUCCUCUAAUAUCUGAGCUGAAGAGACUUCUUGAAUCAAAUGAUCCCAUUACCUGUGUUGGAAGUACAACUCUUCCCCCUACAACUCCUCCGCCGGACACUACUCCUCCUCCAGGCAUUACAACUCCUCCCCCAGGCACUACAACUCCUCCCUCAGGCACUACUACUACAACUACCACAGGACCUUCAGAUCCUAAUAACUUUUGUGCAAACCAACCAGAUGGCAUCCAUGCUGACCCAAAAGACAACACUAAAUUCUAUAUAUGUGUUAACCAUCAGAGUUUCAGCUUUAGCUGUGCAGCUGGGUUGGUUUUUGAUGACAGCUGCAAGUGCUGCAAUUAUCCAUAAAUACUGGCAGAUGUUUUCCAGCAAAAAAAAGAGGGGAUUUAAAUCAGGUAGCAGUGAACCCCUUUCAUCACAAACUCUAAGACCACGUGCUGGAGCUUAUGUUUUUCCUUCUUUCCAUUCAGAUUUUUUCCUUGUAUGCCAUGUCUUUUAGAUUGUAAGCCGGAGGGCAAGGACAGUUUUAUUACCAAUAUUUGUAAGCACAUCCGAGAUCCUUUUUGGCUAGUAUGGGUAAAAUGCUAUAAAAAAGGGGGAAAAUCCCCACACAAUUAAAAUCCAUUUGGCAUAACUAAAACAUAUUUGUGCUGAUAUCUUUUGUGAAAUAUACUGGCUGGAUACUGUU
Messenger RNA from Sceloporus undulatus (fence lizard), 1747 nucleotides. Its product is annotated as acidic mammalian chitinase-like. Lineage: Eukaryota; Metazoa; Chordata; Lepidosauria; Squamata; Phrynosomatidae. Gene Ontology annotation, cellular component: extracellular region. Gene Ontology annotation, molecular function: chitin binding; chitinase activity. Gene Ontology annotation, biological process: chitin catabolic process; carbohydrate metabolic process. The record is from RefSeq and is a predicted model, not a curated record. The transcript is spliced from 9 exons. Bases 73 to 1407 code for a protein of 444 amino acids.